This is a messenger RNA of Pyrgilauda ruficollis (rufous-necked snowfinch), 4975 nucleotides long. Its product is annotated as ketosamine-3-kinase-like. The record is from RefSeq and is a predicted model, not a curated record. NCBI's taxonomy places the organism in Eukaryota, Metazoa, Chordata, Aves, Passeriformes, Passeridae.
UUGACGCCCUUCCGACUCCUUUGCCCCCUCAAACCCCCUUUCUCUGCCGCAGCUGCCCCUUGCCCGCCCCUUCUCGCCCCGCCUUUCCCCGCGCCUUUAUUUCUUUUCCGGGCCGUGGCUCCCCUCACAGCGGCCGCCAUGGAGGACGCGCAAAAGCGACCUCUGGGCACCGAGGUGCUGCGGCCGACCGGGCACUUGGGCGGCGUCUGCACCAGCCUGGGCCGGAGCUACGACACGGACCGCGGCCGGGUGUUCGUGAAGAGCAACUGCGAGGGGGAGGCCAGGAGAAUGUUUCUGAGAGAAAUGGCAAGUUUGGAAGCCAUCCUGAAAACGCAGACAGUAAGAGUGCCUAAACCCAUCAAGGUUGUAGAACUGCCUGGGGACAGUACUGUGCUGGUGAUGGAACGUUGAAUGAAGAGCUUACACAGACAUUCAGCACUGCUUGGAACUCAGCUAGCUGAUCUUCACCUUCAUAAUCAGCAACUUAGAGAGAAGAUGAAGAAAGAAGGGAGCCCAGCUGGCACAGUACACAGCUGUUUGCAAAAUUAACCUAAUGAAUAAUAAUUGACAAAAUAAUUAAAAUAGCUGUUGCCACUUCAGGACAGGUACGUCUUCUUCCACUAAAGAUAGUAUGAGAAUAGGUUGGGAUGAAACACACAGGUGGGGGUGUUCUUCUUUUUGCUUUUGUUUGCCCUGUGUGGAUCUCUGUGAUCAAUUCAAUUUGGGAACCUGAACCACAAUCUCUAUAAGGACAUGGUAUCAGAAGAGAUACAGUACCUCAAAAUACAAAAAUAAAGAGUAUAACAUGGCUGCUUUACACCGAGCUUUAAAUUUAAAAACCAGCAGCAGCACCCAUUGUAUCAAAAAGAACAUUAAAGUGCAACUUUUUUUAUUCUCAAUGGAAGCAGCAUUGUACCCUUGCAUAGUUUUAAGAUUUGUUUGCAUUGUGGAUGCUCAGUAUUUUGUCAUUGGUGUUGAAUUUUUUUUCUUUGGUUUGAAAGGUAAAGGACAGGAGCAAAUGGAAGUCCAGUUUGUGGAUCAGUUUGGCUUUCAUACAGUUACCUGCUGUGGUUAUCUUCCACAGGUAGGUUGUAUUUCAUCAGACUGAUAGAAUUUUAAGUUUGCCUCAUUUUUCCUUUGGUGACAAAAAAGGGUCAAAAUUAUCAUAAUGUAAAUAAAUUAAUUUUUGUGGAGCCAUGAAUAAGAAAAAGCAUGGUUUGUCCUGCUAAGAAAAGUAGUGCUUUGGACAGCACUUGUAGCUGCAUUGGAUACUGACGUUUCUUCAAUUUUUUGGGUUUUAAUCACUGAGAGAAAAUUAUUUAUUCCUCCAAUUUAACAUUUUAAGAUAACAUUCAAUUGAAUAGUAGCACUUACUGUCCUGGAUGGUACCAGCAUAAAGGCUGUGUGAUCCUCAAAAGGUUUAUUUGAAAAAGAAGCAAAUUUGCCUUUUGUGUGUGUAGAACUGACAUCUGCAGUCCUGGUCCUUCAGGUGAAGAACUGGCACAGUGGCUGGGUGAGUUUCUUUGCCAGAGAAAAGAUCCAGCCCCAGAUCGACCCAAUUGAAAGGAGCUCAGGAGACAGGGAAGCAAGGGAACUUUGGGCACAGCUUCAGGUACAAGCAAUUCUCUCAGUUCUCAUUACAGUGACAGCUGGGUAUCAGUUAUCUAGAUUUUAUUUUCUUAAAACAAAGUUCCUGUUUGUUGUUGUGCACCAUGUUCUGUCGGUAGGAGACUCCAGUUUUAAGGGACCAAAAGGCCCUUUUUUCUAAGGUGUAAUGGCUUUUGCCACAUCAUCCUCUGCUGGCAUUCCAGAGUGAAUUCCAAAGUGCCAGCACUUUGCCUUACUAUUUGGGAAAUCUUACAGAUGGAGAUCAUAUUUCUCACUCCCUGGAACACUUCCAUGAUGGGAAACAUACAUAAGCAGUACUGUUCUGCACAUUGUUGAUUUUCUGUUUGCAUCUGGUUAAGUGACUGCAGUUUUGGCUCUUUGGGUACUUUGUCAAGGUUGCUGAGAGAUGCCUGAGCCUUCUAAUGCCAAAAUGGUGGUAGCUGUUGUUAUUAAAUCUGGUCAAUAUUACAGCACCAAAUGCAGUUUUGAAUUCUUUAUUGUCUUCCUAAAAGAGAUUUGAUUGACUGUUCUGCUGCUAGCUUUUAUGAAAAACAGGAAUCCUCUGGAUUUGCUCAGCAUCUCUGUUAACUUGGUCCUGUGCUGUCUGAAGUUACAGGUUUAUUUAACUGACUUUUAAAAAGUUUGAGGUAUGCAGAUAAACCUCUACAUUUUAAGGUGAAUGACUGUAGUAAUUUACAUGUCUUGCUUCUCCCCCACUGCAGCUGAAGGUACCCAGUUUUUUCUGUGGUGUAGAAAUCAUUCCUUCUCUCCUGCAUGGGGAUCUCUGGGGAGGAAAUGUAGCUGAGGAUGAUUCUGGUCCAGUUAUCUUUGAUCCAUCUUCUUUCUACAGCCAUUGAGAGUAUGAUCUUGCAAUAGCUGGGAUGUUUGGUGGCUUCAGCAGUUCUUUUUAUUCUGUUUAUCACAGUAAAAUCCCCAGAGCCGCAGGGUUUGAGAAAGGCCUGAAGCUUUAUCAGCUUUUUCACUACAUGAACCACUGGAACCAUUUUGGUUCAGGGUACAGAGGAUCUUCUAUAAACAUUUUGAGAAACCUUGUGAAGUUGCUGCUUAAGCCAAGUACUCCUUGCACUGUUUGGAAAACCCCAGACUUGCUAGUGCAGCUGAAGGUGUAGUGAUGUUAAAAAAACCCUGUGAGAUCCUUGACCUUCUUGCCCAGCUGAAGACCUUAGAAUUAGUGAGUCCUACUAUGUACCAAGUAGGAACUUUUUGGAAUUGUUGGGAAUAGCUUUGUCAUGAAAUACCUGCAGAAGGAGCUUCUUCAUUUGCAUAGUGAAUAAACCAAUCUCAGCAUCCAGAAAACACUUGAGAUUAUGCAAAGUAAUACACAUAAAUACUGAGGAGAUGCCUAAAAAGGUUGCUCUUUGUGUUUUGUUGUGUUUUCCCCCCUCUUUCUCAUGCAGUUGUGAGCAUGAGAGCAAUGUGAACAACGUGGUUUGAAAGCCAACAGGAAAAUAAUGUAACAGGAACUGUAAGAAGGGAUUUGGACUUGCUGUUUAUUAUCACGGAAUGGGUGAGGUUGGAAGGGAUCACUGGAUGUCAUCAAGUCCAGCCUCCCUGCUUUAAGCAGAGUCCUGUAGAGCACAUUACUCAAGGUUGUGUCCAGAGGCUUUUAAAGACUUCCAGUGUGUUGCUAAUGUGAUUCUUUUGGAUGGAGACUAUUCUCUUAUAAAGUGGAGUGAAAUUUUGUUGUCUCCUAGCAUGCUUGUAGGCUGUUCUGUGCUUUCUGGUCAGAGGAGAACUAGUUCUUUUCCCUUUUUUUGAUUAUGUUUAUGUUGAAUAGUGUGCAUUCUUAGAGAACUCUCCAGGUAAGACACUUUGCAAGUACACAUCUUGUGGAGGCGUAUUCUCUCACCACUGCAAUUUUUGACUAUUGUCACUGCCCACACAACAAUGCCAUCUGGUCGUGGUGCAGUCUUCACAUACGUUUUCUGUAGCUUUAGAGUACAGGUGCCAUAAGCUAACAUUUUAUUUCAGUCCUUGUGGAGAAAUAUUAAAAGACAAGUCUGAGCAAAGAGAAGUCCAUGGUGGCAAUAGUUCAACAGAAACAAGAAGUCUGCAGCCGCAGGAGCAGGGACACUGAGGAAGCCUGGUGUGCUGCCCUGAGGGAAGCAGGAAACAAAGGAUGGAGUGGCAUGGAGGUGGUGUGGCCAUGCUCUGUUUAAAACAAUGUAGCCAGUGGGAGCUAAGCCAAAGAAGGGCCCAACCAGUCACCAAAAGCUGAAUUUUGUUUUAUUGUCUUGAAAAUACAUAAAACUUUUCAUACUGCAUAUGCUAAUGAAGUAAAACCUCUACAUGCUUUACAUGUGUGAACUAAAAUCACUCAAUUUCCACGUAAUGAAAUUACAUCAGCUGGAACUUUGUCUUUCCCCCACGCCCAAAGAAAACUACAAGUACAGCAUAGGAGGGGAGGGGGUCAGAGGAGACUUGCUCUGUGUAUCCUGGGAUGGCUGAUGGGCUGUAACCUGCUGCUUUUCCACAGGGGUGCCUGUCAGGUAACUUAUUCCAAGGGGAUUCUACAGCUUGUGGUUUCUCAUAUCAGUGUAUUUAUCAAGGAUAGUUUAUGACCCUUAUUCUGUCACAGUGAUCAGUAAACCACACUGUUUAUGCCUCUGAAAUUGGGAAUGUGCCCACUCUUGAUUGUGCACCUUCUGUGCAUCUGUGUUCGUGAGAGUUCUAAAGCAGACAUAGAGUGCUGCACUGUUCACUGUACAAUAUUAUCCGUGAAGAUCUCCCCGGAACUCAGACAGACUAAGGAGUGGAAGAUGUAGACUCCUCUGGGCCCAGUACAUCUUUGGAUAACCUGGAAAGCAAGGAGGUCUUCCUUUCCUAAAUUUUUUCACAGUCCCCGCUGAGUGCAUGUGCUGUAGCUCUUGUGGUAAGAGACAUGAAACCAAAGAUAAAUAAGUAAUUCAGAGGACAGCACCACACCAGUGUCAGAAGCCCAUGAUGAUGGUUCCACAGACUAUGGCUUUUGCUUCUGAGGUGUUAAUAGUGAAAUUGUUCUCUUCUUGAUGGAGGCUAGUAGCAGUGCUUCUGUGCAAGCUUACCAGGUAGGUGAGAGAGAUGCACGAUAUCUAACGUGGACUUUGAGUGUUGGGAAAUUACUUUUAUUAACAAAAAUGGCUCUGCAGUGGACAUGGGCAUAUUACUGAGGGUUUUUUUGGGUGCUGGUUUUGCAGUUACUUACACAAAGUGGAACCAAGUUUGGAGAAGGCUGUCACUUCCUACAGUUUUUGCUCCUUAAUUCUGCUAUUUGUCUCACUGCUGUUUGACUCUUCCCGCACAAAGUCUGCUUGGUAAAAUAAUUUUUAAUUUUACCUUGUUGCUUAAAUAAAAGUUUUCCAGUUGA